Messenger RNA from Purpureocillium takamizusanense, 2851 nucleotides. RefSeq lists its product as uncharacterized. Gene Ontology annotation, biological process: transmembrane transport. The coding region runs from base 812 to 2563 and encodes 583 amino acids. Gene Ontology annotation, molecular function: transmembrane transporter activity. The record is from RefSeq and is a predicted model, not a curated record. Lineage: Eukaryota; Fungi; Ascomycota; Sordariomycetes; Hypocreales; Ophiocordycipitaceae. The transcript is spliced from 6 exons.
CGUGCGUGCGUGCGUGCGUGCGUGCUUGCUCACUCACCAGGUUACACACAGCGCGCUGCCAGCUACCAUCGCAUACGAAGGUGGUCUAGUCGCCUUGGUGGUUGGCGUUAUGCUUGGCUCGUUAUGCCCCCUUUUGGCGUCGCGUCUUCACACGUCAUGUGACCGACCGCACAGAGGCGUUGACACACGCAAGGGGAGGGGAGGCCUGAGAAAAGUCUCCGAGUUGGUCCUUUGCGGCGCAACCAUGGGUGCGAGGAGCGACUUUGUUCGGACCAGGACCCGCCCCGCCGCCGCGACGGAUGCGCCAGCGGAUUCCUCGAGACCGGCUUUCGCUCAUCUUCGGACACCCAGGGCUCCACGUGUUGCGGAGCUUGUUUCUUAGCUGCGGCACCUUGUCAGAGCCGCCUGCUUACUGGGGACACUUGCGGCGCUCGACGCCGUCAGCCCUGCGGACUUGCCAUGUCUCCAGCCUUGUCGCCGGCAGGCUUGCAUGCGACCCCCGUUCCAUUCGUGAUGGCUCAGACUGAUGUGCGCCGCCGCACCGACUCAUCGUCGGACCCGCAAGGGAUGGCAACUCGCGGUGCACCCUUGUAGUAGUAGUGGGAGCUGCCUUACACUGAGGCCCCGGGGAAGGAGGCUAGCAAAGUCCGCGCGGCGUGCCCUGGGUUCUGGCUCUGGCUCUGUCUCUGGUCCGUCUGCUUGCGAUCUGCCCUGAUUUGCGGCCCUGAUAGAUGCACGAGGCAUCAACCCAGCAGCCAACAUCAACAACGCCAACAUUGCCGCCAUAGAGUACCCACACAAAAUAACAGCCAUGGCCGCAACAACAACAUCGGGCCUCGGCGUCCCCAGAGAUACGGAUCGGCCCGUGUCCUCGGCCGCCUCCACCUUGGCCGGCGAGCGCACGUCCGUCGACGAGAAGCCAGCGGACGGUAACAAUGUCACCGCCGGAGCGAACAGCGAGAAGCUCGACAGCGAGAGCCUCAAGAAGGGAGAGCAGGAUCAGGGCGUCUCUGAUGAGCUCUCCGAAGACGAGUACCCCAAGGGUGUCAAGCUGGCGUUCAUCGUCGUCGCCCUCGUCCUGAGCAUUUUCCUUCUUUCCCUGGACAUGACCAUCGUUGCCACGGCUAUUCCCAAAAUCACCGACGAGUUCAAGGGUCUUGACAAGGUCGGCUGGUACGGCGCCGCCUUCUUCAUGACGGUCGGCGCUUUUCAGUCCACAUGGGGCAAGGUGUACAAAUACUUCCCUCUGAAGACGUCCUUUCUCAUCGCCAUCUUCAUCUUCGAGCUCGGCUCCGUCAUCUGCGGUGCCGCCCCCAACGCCGAAGCCCUCAUCACGGGCCGAGCCAUCGCCGGCGUCGGCGCUGCGGGCCUCGGAGCCGGCGCCUAUACCAUCAUCGCCUUCUCCGCUCCGCCCAAGAAACGCCCCGCCUUUACCGGCAUUCUCGGCGCCUCGUACGGCAUCGCCAGUGUCAUAGGGCCGCUCCUCGGCGGCGCCUUCACCGACAACGUCUCGUGGCGGUGGUGCUUCUACAUCAACCUGCCCAUCGGAGCCGUCUCGGCCGUCGUCAUCUUCUUCUUCUUCCAGACGCCCCGCAACGCCGUCCCUGAGGAGGCUCCUCUUCUUGAGAAGUUCCUCCAGAUGGACCCCCUCGGCGUCGUUCUCGUCAUGGGCGCCACCGUCUCCUACAUCCUGGCCGUCCAGUACGGCGGCAUCGCGUACGCCUGGAACUCUUCCGUCGUCGUCGGUCUCCUCGUCGGCUUCGUCGCCAUCAUCGCCGCCUGGGUCGGCCUCCAAUGGUACCAGGGCGAGCGCUCGAUGGUGCCCCCGCGCCUGGCCAAGGACCGCACCAACAUGGUCAUGAAUGCCUUUUCCUUCCUCCUCGCCGGUGGCUUCUUUGCCGCCAUCUACUACAUCCCCAUCUAUUUCCAGUCUGUCCACGGUACCAGCCCAAUAGCUAGCGGUGUCCGCAACCUGCCUUUCAUCAUCGCCGUUACAUUCGGCACCGUCGGCAGCGGCGCCUUCGUUACCUCCACUGGCCUCUACCAGCCCAUGCUCCUCGGCGGCGGCGUCCUGGCCACCAUUGGAGCCGGGCUCCUGUACCUCCUGAACGUCGACACUUCUACGGGCAAGUGGAUCGGCUACCAGAUCGUCGCGGGCGCUGGCUGGGGCAUGGCGUUCCAGAUUCCCAUGAUCGCCGUGCAGGGCUCGACGACGCCCAAGGACCUUGCCUCGAGCACGGGCAUGCUUUUGUUCUUCCAGUGCAUUGGCGGGGCUUUCUUCGUGUCCGGCGCGCAGUCUGCUUUCAUCAACCAAAUGGUUCCAGCUGUGCUUCGCAAUGCCCCCACAGUCGACAUGGGCAAGCUCGUCCUCACGGGUGCCACCGAGAUCCGAAAGGCGUUCCCCGUCGAGCAGCAGCCCAUCAUCAUCGACGGCUACAUGACGGGCCUCAAGGUCGUCUUUGCCAUUUGCAUUGCCUGCACUGGCAUCGCGACCAUGGUCGGCCUGGGUACCAGGUGGAAGAAGCUCAAGCAGGAUUCCGGCGCCGCCGUCGGCAUGGCUUGAGGGAAGUCUUCCCUGGAUGAUUCACGACGCGACACAGUAAUAAUAUCGACCAGCGGUGCUUGUCGGCGAAUGGGUGUUUGCACAUAAUAGACCAGUUACAUUAAGGAGCGGGUUUAGAAUGAUUUCGGAGCGUGUUUAGAUUGGACAACCGAUUAUUGGGGUUGCAUGAAGUUGGUGGUGAUACUCAGCCACUUAGUUAUAUGUGGCCUACCUAGAGAACAUUGAGCUAUCUUCUCUCCAUGACGUUUACAUCGUCUCCAAUUUGUGACUCUAUGGCUUUUGUUUUUA